AGCUUCACGGUAAGAACAUCUUGUUCAGUGAUGGUUACAUACUGAAGGAGGACAUCGGCAUGGGCUCUUUCUCUGUCUGCAAACGCUGCAUACACAAAGCAACCAACACAGAGUAUGCAGUGAAGGUGAUUGAUAAAACAAACACUGACCCAUCAGAAGAGAUUGAGAUCCUGCUGAGAUACGGCCAGCACCCCAACAUCAUCACUCUCAAAGAUGUGUAUGAUAAUGGGAAGCAGGUGUACCUGGUCACUGAGCUGAUGCGAGGAGGUGAACUGCUGGACAGAAUCCUCAAGCAGAAGUUUUUCUCAGAGAGAGAGGCUAGUGCUGUGCUGCACACUAUCACAAAGACUGUGGAAUACCUGCACUCUCAAGGGGUUGUGCACAGGGACCUGAAGCCCAGUAAUAUUCUGUAUGUCGAUGAGUCUGGAAAUCCAGAAUCUCUACGCAUCUGUGAUUUUGGGUUUGCCAAACAGCUCCGGGCAGACAAUGGCCUUCUCAUGACACCCUGCUAUACUGCCAACUUUGUAGCACCCGAGGUACUGAAAAGACAGGGCUAUGAUGAGGGCUGUGACAUUUGGAGUCUUGGAGUAUUACUAUACACUAUGAUUGCUGGUUUUACACCAUUUGCCAAUGGACCAGAAGACACUCCAGAAGAAAUUCUGAGUCGGAUAGGGAGCGGACACUUUACUCUGACGGGAGGCAACUGGGACGCAGUGUCUGAUGCUGCCAAAGAUUUGGUCUCCAAGAUGCUCCAUGUGGACCCUCACCAGCGGCUCACAGCCAAGCAGGUCCUGAAGCAUCUGUGGAUCAUUCAGAGAGACAAACUUCCCAACAGCCAGCUACAACAUCAAGAUGCCAAGCUUGUCAAGGGGGCGAUGGCUGCCACAUACUCUGCACUGAAGAGUUCCCAACCACCCCCUGAGCUGAAGUCCAUCGAGUCCUCAUUCCUGGCACAGAGACGGGUGAAAAAGCUUCCUUCCACAUCUCUGUAGAGAACGAGGGAAGGAGAAUUGGAGAAGGACUCCAGACUGAAUGCAGUUGUGGAAAGGAUCGAUGGAUGAAAGACCACACUGAAGCUCUACAGACUAAAGACAGUCUCUUGAACCUGCCCAUGACAUCAGCACUGCAGUGGAGCUCUCAAGCAUGCUAGGUAAGGGAGGUGAUUGGCUGAUGAAGUUUGAGGGGCGUGGCCAGUGAGGGUUCCGUUCUCCCUUAGAAGUAGGGGUGUGUGUGUGUGUGAGAGUGUCUGUGAGUCUGUGUGUGAAAGAGAUUUUAAAAAACCGGGUAACGGAUACUGUUAUUAAAUAGAUGAUAUUCCCAGUGCAUUUAUGUCUUGGUACUGUAAUACCUAAAUAUCAACACUGCCGAGG
Sinocyclocheilus grahami is the source of this 1370-nucleotide messenger RNA. Its product is annotated as ribosomal protein S6 kinase alpha-1-like. Gene Ontology annotation, molecular function: ATP binding; protein kinase activity. Gene Ontology annotation, biological process: protein phosphorylation. The coding region runs from base 60 to 992 and encodes 310 amino acids. The transcript is spliced from 8 exons. Lineage: Eukaryota; Metazoa; Chordata; Actinopteri; Cypriniformes; Cyprinidae. The record is from RefSeq and is a predicted model, not a curated record.